Molecule: messenger RNA, 989 nt
Organism: Magnolia sinica
Lineage: Eukaryota; Viridiplantae; Streptophyta; Magnoliopsida; Magnoliales; Magnoliaceae
Exons: 3
Coding region: 255-866 (203 amino acids)
Source: RefSeq, a predicted model, not a curated record
GGUUUCCUCUCUGCAUUUUCAGUACAAAAUAUUCUGUUUCCAGAGCUUCUGUCAUAAACCGGACUUUUAACAGAGUUUAUAUAUGUUUUCAUCCACAUUCAUUCAUUUCAUUGCUCUCUCUCUCUCUCUCUCUCUCUCUCUCUCUCUCUCUCUCAUUGGUAAGAUUUCUGUCUUCUCCAUGUACCUCAUCUUCAUGUUCUUUCAAUCAACUCACUCUUUUUCAGCACUUGUGUUAAUGAAAAAUCACUCAUGAUAUGACUCUUCCUUCUUCUCGUCUUCUUUUUGAAGUGACUUUUCCUGGAUUUUACAGUACAACAACAAUGUCUCAUCAGGAAACUGGAUGGCCUCUUGGGUUGCAACCUUUGAGUAUGAGAAUUGGGAUGGUUAGAAAUCGUGAUUUGUCUGGAUCCAUUUCCUUCAGUACUUUGAUCACUUCCUCUCCAGCCUCUUCUUCAUUCUCUUCAACAGAGUUUGAUAUUGAGUCUACUGGGUCGUUCUUUCACAACAAUAGCAUCACACUUGGGAAUCUCAUUGGCACCGCUAGCAUUUUAGAUCUCUCUGGAAGAAGAUCGAUCAGACGGGGUGGGAGGCCCGAAAACAAGAAGAAUUACAAGCCUAAGACAUGGUUCUGUCUAUGCACAAGAGCUUGUGCUGACGCCGAUGGUGCCAAUAAUCCACCAUCUCUAGGCCAUUUUCUUGAAGCAGAGAGAAGAGUUGCUGAUACAUGUGGAAGGAACCGAAAUUCAAUUGGUAAUCAGCUCAGUGAAUUCCCCGAAAGCCGAUCCAAUUCGCUGUUCGUGGACGGCCGGAUCGCUCCUCCUCAAGUGAUCACUGAUGUGUCUGCGGAUUGGAUGGUUAGCAUCUGAUGUUGCGAGUGGACCCAAUAGCGAAUUGAACCAUGCCAAUAGGCAUGGAGCUUCAAUUGUAUUUUCAUAUGUGUAUGGACAUACCACCAAUUGAAAGAAAGAAAUUUCAUUUUAGUGAACAAA